Ostreococcus lucimarinus CCE9901 is the source of this 2027-nucleotide messenger RNA. RefSeq lists its product with no specific name. The coding region runs from base 88 to 1875 and encodes 595 amino acids. NCBI's taxonomy places the organism in Eukaryota, Viridiplantae, Chlorophyta, Mamiellophyceae, Mamiellales, Bathycoccaceae. The record is from RefSeq and is a predicted model, not a curated record. The transcript has a single exon.
GACGCGCGCGACCGAACGAACGCGCGAACGCGCGAACGCGCGCGCGCGAAGACGGACGGACGCGAACGCGGGGCGUCGACGCGCGCGAUGCAUCUCAGGGCGCUCGCGAUCGACGCGCUCGGACUCGUCGCGCCGCGAUCGGUGGCGAUUCAGGAUUGGCGAUUGCUGAUUUCGUUGCAGGCGCUGCGGGGACUGGUGGCGUUUUACGUGCUGUACUCGCUGAUCAACGGGAAGACGUACCUGCAGCAAGAGGUGCCGCACGGAACGAUAUCGAACAUCGGGACGUCGACGGAGUAUUUCGAUGGACUCGUGGAUAAGCACGCGUUUCACGCGCCGGGCGACGGCGCGACGACGACGGUGACGGCGUCGAACGGGGUCUCGCGAACGUUUGAUUUGAUGCCGUGCAGCGAUGCGACGGCGAUCGACGCGGCGUACAAGUUUAAUCGGUCGUUUGGGUUCGAGUUCGAUCACUUGAUGUGCGCGUUUCUCGACUCGGACGAACUCGUGAGGGAGUUCCCGAGCGGCGGGAUUUUCGUCACGACGCACGUGUACUACAAACUCGUCUACCGAAAUUACCUCUCCGGCGGUUCGGCCGCGACGUGCGCGGCGGAUACCUCGGGUCUCACGGUCGGGAGUAACCCGAUCUUCACGAACGAAGGCGUACCUCUUACGGUCCCUUUGCGGAAAAAGCUCGGCGACGUCUGUUACUACUCCAAGGAGUUUUCGUACCUACCGGUCGCGCCCGAGGCCAUAGAAAUCAGGAUUGAUCACACGUACGACACCGCUUCGGGCGUAAAAGCCGGCACGAAUCCUCCGGUUUACGUUCGACGCGCUGGAAGCGACGUGGACAUCAAGACAUUCGCCGCCGGCGAGUCUGUCCGUCUCACCGUGGAAGAGAUUCUCGAAGCCGUCGGCGUCGAUUUGGACAAGCGUUACGCCGAAAUCGAUUCCGUGAAUGAGUUGUUCGGCCAAGGAGUCGAUGCUGCGAACACUCCAAAAAUCAGGACGGGCGGUAUGCGCGUCAUCGCCAAGAUGCUCUACUACAACUACAACCUCGACGGCAAAAGAAGCGCGACGGGCUCUCACGAACCGUACGCCGUGCUCGAGUUGACUCCUCGCCUGGCGUGGACAACUUUGGGCCAAGACGUCACUCAUCGCGUUCCCAGCGAAGGUGAGCUCGCAGAACCCGUGAGUUUCGGCAGCGGGAACUCGGGACGACCGAAAGAUAAUUACUAUUCCGACUGGGAACGUUACGGUAUUUACGUGGAAGUUUCCUCCGCCGGCAUCAUCGCCACCUUCAACUUGGUGUACUUUGUGAAUGUGCUCGUUUCGGGUCUCGUGCUCUUCGGCGUGUCCCAGAUCCUGUGCAUCCUCAUGGCGACAACGUGCUUUGGCGCGAGAUCGAAGAUGUAUUCUCGCAUGCUGUACGAGCGCACGCACUUUGAACGCAACAUCGCAGCCUACGGCGUUCAAGCAAUCAUCGCCGCUCAAAUAUUCAAGAACAGCGGCAAAACCGACGCGCUCACGGUCGAUGAUCUCACCGACCUACUCGAGUCGGCGUUCUCCCAAUCGAAGGAUGCGGAGAAGGGUGCAAACGUCGUCGUCGAUGCGAAGCGUGCGUUUUCGCGCGACGAGUUGAAGCAAAUGGCGUACUACAUCAUUCGCUCCGGCAACUUUGAAGCGGUCGAGAAAUACACAGAAAAACGCCUUCACCUCGGCGUCGACGAAGUCCACGACAAGACGAUCAACAUGAACGAGUUCAUCGAUCUCGCCACCAGCGGCGCGAUCGACGUCCCGCUCGUCAAGUCUAUAAUCCACUCCAACGGAGUUGGCCAAAUCGAGGACUCGACGCCGUCGCCAGCCGCGGCGGCGUGACCGCCCUCGGCGGCUUGAGAGACAAGGCAUCGUCUCUCGUGUACAUCAUCAGCAGUCGCGCAAGACUCAAGCAAGACUCAAGCAAGACUCAAGCACGACUCAAGCAAGACUCAAGUAUGCGACGCAACGCUCGCGCAGCGAACACUUGUUCA